Molecule: messenger RNA, 977 nt
Organism: Camelina sativa (false flax)
Lineage: Eukaryota; Viridiplantae; Streptophyta; Magnoliopsida; Brassicales; Brassicaceae
Product: paired amphipathic helix protein Sin3-like 3
Biological process (GO): negative regulation of transcription by RNA polymerase II
Cellular component (GO): chromatin; histone deacetylase complex
Molecular function (GO): transcription corepressor activity
Source: RefSeq, a predicted model, not a curated record
CCUAUAGUUUUCGAGAAUGUUUAGUGUUUCGGCCCACAUAUAUAUGGAGACUCUCUGUUUCCGCCGACAUAUAUAUGGAGACUCUAUCCUUCACUAUUUAAUGAAAAAAAAAACAUAUGACAAAAAAAACCCUAGAAGAUAGUUCUGUCUCCUUGGUGAUCGUGUGUUGUAAGAGACAGAUAUAAAAGCUUGUUCUCGAAGCCUUGUCCCCUUUGAUCCUUUGGAACAACAACUCGACGAAUUUAGUAGAUCUUUUUUAGGAGGACCCCAUUUCUUCUUCGUCUCCGAGAUUCGGUUUUAGCCAGAUCCAUACCAUGGUUGGAAGAAGAGUGUCACAGGCUCUAACUGUUGGUGAUGCACAGUCAUACCUCUCUGAUGUGAAGGAAGCAUUUCAUGAUGAACCUUCAAAAUAUCAAGAGUUUAUCAAUAUCUUGAAUGGUAUUCGGGAGCUUAGUGUCGAUAAAGAUAGCAUUGUUGAAAGGGUUGAGGAACUCUUGGAAGAUCAUCAGGAUCUGCUUCAUGGUUUCCAUGUCUUCCUUCCUGAUGAGGCUAAGAGAAACAAGCAUCCUCAUACCAAAAAGAAACAUGCUGAUGUAGAGGAGUUUAUGAACAAUCUUAAGACAAGGUUUAAGAGCCUUGAUAAAGAUGUAGUGGCGACGUUUUGCGUGGUAAUGACUAGGUUUAAAGAGGGACGUAUGUCUGUAAAGGAGUUGCAGGAGGAGGUCAUUGAUACUCUGUAUUAUCAUGAAGAUUUGAUCGAGGAGUUUCUCAGAGUUUUCAAAAAGAAGAAGGAUUUUGUAAUAUCAGCAGCACAACAGCUACAUGACGAGAUUUGUAAAUAAACGACAAUGGAGUGUAUAGUUUCUUUUCUUCUACAGAGAUUUUAGUGUUUUUAGUUCGAUGCUCAUUGCACUUAUGUAUUUGUUAUUAUAAUUGUUUGAUUUUCACCGAGAAGAUAUGCGAUUUGAAUUUUGAUC